AUGGCUGCUCCCGAAAUCCACCAUCUCUUCCACAACCCCAUUGCCGACCACUCCUUCUCGGCUGACCGCUCGACUCUCGCCAUCGCCCGCGACUCGACAAUCGAACUCUACGGAAAGGCAGGCAGUGCUUUCAAGCUGAAGGAUGAGCUGAAGGGCCACGACAAGAGGGUCACCAGCGUUGACAUUGCCCCCAACAGCGGUCGCAUCGUUACCUGUUCGCAAGAUCGUAAUGCCCUCGUCUGGGAGCCCUCUCCCUCCGGCUACAAGCCGACUCUUGUGCUUCUGCGCAUCAGUCGCGCCGCGACAUUCGUCCGCUGGUCGCCCGACGAGACCAAAUUCGCCGUCGGUUCCGGCGACCGCCUCAUUGCCGUUUGCUAUUUCGAGGAGGAAAACGACUGGUGGGUGUCGAAGCACCUGAAGAAGCCCAUCCGCAGCACCAUCACUUCGGUUGCUUGGCACCCCAACUCGGUGCUCCUCGCUGCCGGAUCUGCGGAUGCUCACGCUCGUGUCUUCUCUGCCUUUAUCAAGGGCAACGACGCCAGGCCCGAGCCCAGUGUUUGGGGCGAGAGGCUUCCCUUCAAUACUGUCUGCGGAGAGUACCUCAACAACUCUGCAGGCUGGGUUCACUCUGUUGCCUUCUCGCCCAGCGGAGAUGCCCUUGCAUUCACCGCCCAUGACAGCAGCAUCACGGUUGUCUACCCCAACGGCGCCGACCAGCCCCCCAAGGCUGUUCUCAACAUCGCGACCCAGCUUCUUCCCUUCAUGAGCCUCCUGUGGAGUUCCGAGGACGAGAUCAUCGCUGCUGGCUACGACUGCGAGGCGUUUCGCUUCCAGGGAGGCGAGAGUGGCUGGCAGCUGGCGGGCAGCCUUGAGUCCAAGGGCCGCCCUGGCCUUGGCGAGGCGCGUGAAGAGUCUGCCCUCAACAUGUUCAGGCAGAUGGAUCUCAAGGGCAAGACUCAGGACGACACCAAGCUCAAGACGGUUCACCAGAACACCAUUUCGACCAUUCGUGCCUACGAAUCUUCUGGUGGCAACGUCACUAAGAUUAGCUCCACUGGCGUCGAUGGAAGGAUUGUCAUCUGGUCCAUCUAG
Molecule: messenger RNA, 1092 nt
Organism: Verticillium alfalfae VaMs.102
Lineage: Eukaryota; Fungi; Ascomycota; Sordariomycetes; Glomerellales; Plectosphaerellaceae
Product: ARP2/3 actin-organizing complex subunit Sop2
Exons: 3
Coding region: 1-1092 (363 amino acids)
Biological process (GO): Arp2/3 complex-mediated actin nucleation
Cellular component (GO): actin cytoskeleton; Arp2/3 protein complex
Molecular function (GO): actin filament binding
Source: RefSeq, a predicted model, not a curated record